ACAUUUAGCUUCUCUGAGCUUUCUGCUUCUUCGGUCCUGGCUAUCUUUUCCUGUAGAGAUCUUGUAGAGAAAGCUCAGCAGGGGUUAUCUUUGCCUGUCACCCUUGUGGACAGUGAUUUGAAGAUAGGAUGUGCAGUAGAGGGCACUGGAGGCCGGAGGAAGACGAGAAGCUGAAGGAGUUGGUCAGUAGGUUUGGUCCUCACAACUGGAACGCCAUCGCAGAGAAGCUUCAAGGAAGAUCAGGUAAAAGCUGUAGGCUCAGAUGGUUCAAUCAGCUGGAUCCAAGGAUCAACCGCAGCCCCUUCACGGAGGAGGAAGAAGAACGGCUCCUCGCUUCGCACCGCGUUCACGGCAACCGCUGGGCGGCCAUCGCCAGGCUCUUCCCUGGUCGUACCGACAACGCAGUGAAGAACCAUUGGCAUGUGAUCAUGGCUCGUCGGCAUCGAAAAGCUACUGCCAAAAGCAUAUAUACAGCCACAGGCAGAUCAACAGAAGACAAGGACAAGGGAUCAGAGUCGAGGCAUAUAUACAACCACCUUAAGUUACUGCCAAAAGCAUUCUUCUCCGACCUCCAUGAUCAUAUUCCCCAGAUGGCCAAAGAUGGAGAGAGUUCAACUGAGUUCUAUGAUUUUCUUCAAGUAAACACCGAGUCUGAUGGUGCUAAAUGUCAUUCAAGUGUAGAGGAACAGGAGGAGGAGGAGGAGGCUGAGGAGGAAUGGAGAAAAGCUGGUGUUCCCUUCAUAGAUUUCUUGUAAGUCAGAAGUUCUCCCUAAGAUAUCUUAUCUAGCAACAGUUAUAGUGUACAAAAAAUAUUUUACAUCCUCGAUCUCACUAAUAUAAUUCCAUGUCUGUUCAUGAUAUCAUUUAGUAGUAGAGAUAUGAAGACUCUCUACCAGUAAUAAAAUCAUGUAGCAUGCAUAGAUCUUAUGUAAUAUAUCGAAUUCUUAAGUAAUAAGCUGGCAUGUUGACAUCAUGCCCUUGUUUCAGAACUACCAAGGCAAGCUUAUAUGGAUUGAUCUAAUGAUCAAAACCUUGUAAAUCGUGCAUAUGUUUCACUGAGAAAUUAAAAGUGUUACUUGUAAUAUUAUCAUCCUGUACACUCUCUAUCUUGGUGAGUCUCUCAGGAAUACAUACAUAUAUAUAUUGUGCCAAUUCUUGUUUGA
Molecule: messenger RNA, 1163 nt
Organism: Musa acuminata AAA Group (dessert banana)
Lineage: Eukaryota; Viridiplantae; Streptophyta; Magnoliopsida; Zingiberales; Musaceae
Product: transcription factor MYB52-like
Exons: 3
Coding region: 129-755 (208 amino acids)
Biological process (GO): regulation of DNA-templated transcription
Cellular component (GO): nucleus
Molecular function (GO): RNA polymerase II cis-regulatory region sequence-specific DNA binding; DNA-binding transcription factor activity, RNA polymerase II-specific
Source: RefSeq, a predicted model, not a curated record